AUGUUAGCACUUACCUCCUCAACGGGCAAGCUGGGCAGUGCAGUCCUUCGCUCACUCUUAGAGCACAAACUGGUUGACCCCCAAAACCUUAUCCUCCUCACAUCCUCUUCCAUUGAUGCUCCUUCUCUCGCCCCUUAUAAAUCUGCCGGGACCCAAGCCCGUUCCAUCAACUACGAGUCCCCUACACCAGAGACGUUUGCCGGGGCUACGAGUAUCCUCGUAGUCUCCACACCCCGCAUAUCUAUGGAUUUCAACAACGCCCCAUUAGGCAGCGGACGAGAAAAACACCACAUCGCAGUCAUAAAUGCUGCAGUUGCGGGAGGGGUCAAACAUAUUUUCUAUACAUCCCUCGCGUUCGGUCCUCAUUCGGAGGCGGGCGUCAUGCGUGCACAUCUCCGCACUGAGGCCUAUCUCUCUUCCCUUCGCGAGAAGGGGAAAGUAAGAGUUACAGUUUUGAGAGAGGGCUUGUAUAAUGAGAGUUGGCCUCUCUACCUGGGCUAUUACGAUCUGAAGAAAGAUCGGGAGAGGGGAGAAAUAGUGCUUGGCGGGGAUGGGAAGAUUUGUUGGACGAGUAUUCCGGAUUUGGGACUUGCUACAGCGUUAGUUAUUUCGGAUGACAAGGCAGGUGAGAAGUAUGAUGGGAAGACGAUGUAUUUGUCGAGUUCGCCCGAUGGUGCGAAAACUUUGCAGGAGAUCGCUGAAUUGGUGGGAAAGGAGAGGGGAGCGGAAUUGACAGUCAAGGUUGUGAGCAGAGAAGAGCAUGUGAGGUAUUAUGUUGAACAGAAAGGAAUGGAGGAGCCGUCUGUAGAGUGGUGGUCAAGUACUUAUCCAGCGUUGGAGAAGGGGGAGUGUAUCAUUCAUGAUACGACUCUGACUGAUCUGUUGAGUACGAAGGGCGUGAAGCCACAGAAAGUAGAGGAGACGGUUAAGGAAAUGUUGGCUGCAUAG
Venustampulla echinocandica is the source of this 948-nucleotide messenger RNA. RefSeq lists its product as uncharacterized. The transcript has a single exon. The record is from RefSeq and is a predicted model, not a curated record. Lineage: Eukaryota; Fungi; Ascomycota; Leotiomycetes; Helotiales; Pleuroascaceae. Bases 1 to 948 code for a protein of 315 amino acids.